This is a messenger RNA of Mytilus trossulus (common blue mussel), 2465 nucleotides long. Its product is annotated as receptor-type tyrosine-protein phosphatase gamma-like. Gene Ontology annotation, molecular function: protein tyrosine phosphatase activity. Bases 107 to 2071 code for a protein of 654 amino acids. The record is from RefSeq and is a predicted model, not a curated record. The transcript has 17 exons. Gene Ontology annotation, biological process: protein dephosphorylation. Lineage: Eukaryota; Metazoa; Mollusca; Bivalvia; Mytilida; Mytilidae.
ACGAAAUGAACAACAAAAAGACACAAAAAGAGAGAAAGUUAACACCAAGCGUACAAAAGCUGAGCAGGCCGUUCAUUAUAGACCAGAAACAAAAGGUCAAGGGGAUAUGUACAUGAAUAUAGGCCGUGUUUCAUCUACUGAUACUGAUGAAGAGGAAGCGCCGUCUUUAGUGCUGAUGAAAUUGAACACAAAACACAAAGCUGGAAAGAACUCAGACAAAAAACCGAAAUCAAAUUUUGGUAAUGAAAAUCAAUCUACUAAACAAAACGAUAUAACGCAAGUGACCACCUUGGACAGAAACCUAGACAAUGGCAAUGAUGAUUCAACGUAUUACAACGUAGAUGACAUAAUCACAAGUGUAAGAGUCAGUGAGCUGAAAGAUUAUAUUUUCAAAAGAAAAUCGAAUGUAAAUGGCAAGUUAGAAGAUGAAUAUAAGAAAAUACCAUAUGGAGUUCAACACCUCACAACAAAGGCUCAGCUUAAAGAAAAUGUACCAAAGAAUAGAUUUAAAACAACAUUUCCAUACGAUCAUACAAGGGUUGUAUUGCAACCGAGUCAUGGAAUAGUUUCAGAUUAUAUAAAUGCCAACUAUGUAGACGGUUUUGAAAAGGAAAAGUGUUAUAUAGCUUCACAAGGACCAGUAAAGAAUACUAUUAAUGACCAAUGGAGAAUGAUUUGGCAAAAUAAUACAAGAAAGAUUAUAAUGCUGACAAAUCUGGUGGAAGGCCCAAAAAGGAAAUGUGAACAAUACUGGCCAGAAGGAGGAAAACCGAUGACUUGUGGUAACCUUAUUCUCACCUUAUUAACAGAAAAGGAGCGAGCUGCAUAUAUCACGAGAGAGAUGCAAGUUGAAGACAAAAAGACAAAAGAGAAGAGAUGUAUCAUACAGUACCAUUUCACAGCCUGGCCUGAUCAUGGAACACCAGAUCCUCUGUACCUGGUAUUGUUUCAUAAACAUGUCAUAUCUGAUCAUACAAGUACUGACAAUAAUGGACCAAUUCUUGUUCAUUGCAGUGCUGGUAUCGGUCGAACUGGAACAUAUAUUGGACUUGAUGCUUUACACGAAGAAGGACUUGCCACUGGGUUCGUUGAUGUCGUUAAGUUUGUUAAGAAAAUGAGGUACAACCGGAUGAACAUGGUGCAAACACCAGAGCAGUAUGUUUGCCUUCAUUAUGCCUUACUUGAGGCGUUUACGAUGAAGGACACAAACGUAGGAAAGGAAGAAUUCGGAACCAUCUGGCAGAAAAUUGUGUCAGACAAGAGUCCUGCUAACAGACAACGUCUUCGUGAAGAGUUUAAGAUGCUGGAAGCUAAGAAAUCUGAGCAUGAUAAGGCCCAAUAUGUUGCUGCUAAAAGCCCUGAAAAUGUCAAAAAGAACAGAAACAAUAGUGUCAUUCCUACGGACAACAACAGACUAUUUCUUACUUCAUAUGAAAAAGGACGAACUGAUUAUAUCAACGCUGUACAAGCUCCAUCAUAUACAAAGUUCAUUGGAUAUUUAACAACACAGCUACCACUACCUGACACAAAAGUUGACUUUUGGACUAUGGUUAGAGAUCACAAUUCUUCUACAAUAGUCGUGUUUCUAAAUGACCAAACAGAGGCUGACUUAGUUUACUCAACGUCCAAGGACUCAUUUACAUGUGGGAAAUAUAACUUGACGAUAUCAAAUAGAGGAAAAGAAGAUAUGGAUAUUACAAGUUGUAAAGUCGUCCUAUCCAAGAAGGAUGACAAACAGAGAGAUAUAGCCAUGUAUCUUGCAGUGUCAAAGGGACUUCCUGAUCCACAGGUUCUGUGUAAACUUGUUACUCUGAUUUCUACUCGUGUCAGCAUGUCAAAUGAUCCAGUAACCGUUGUCAGCGGUGAUGGAGCUAAGAACUGUGGGGUUUUCUGUACAUUUGCAAAUGCUGUUUCCAGUAUGACAAUAGAUAAUAAUGCAAACAUAUUUCAACUUGCCAGACUGUUGCAGUUGAGGAGACCAGAGUUCUUUGCUGAUUAUAAUGAGUAUCGUUUAUGUUAUGAAGCUUUGAAUCUCUAUUUGGAAUCCUCAAGUGUAUACGCAAAUUUUUAAUUGAUUGGGAAAUCAUUUCACACAGGUGACAAUAAAAUUGGUGAUGUAAUUAAGAAUUGGGUAUUUUGUAAAAAUGUCCUAGUUUGUUUAAGACGGAACAGGAUUUUUGAUUAUUUGUAUACCUUUUGUUAUAAAAAUAUUAUUUUUGUCAAAGAACUAUUGCUUACUGUUGUCAUUACUGCAUGUAUUCAUCCAAUUCAUUCGUUUAUUUAUUCAUUGGUAUCCGUCACCAAACUAUUGACAAACUCAUGACGUUUGUUCAUCAUUGUCUUAUUAAUGUGGGUCUAUCGUGACCUUUGUCAGCCUAGUCUUAUUUAUUUGGGUCUAUCACUGGGAAGGAACUUGUAGUUUAAGUUGUCUUGGGUUGCCAUCUGUCGGUAUUGAUUGGGAUAAA